AUGUUCCAACGAGCUCGAUCUACUUCAGUUGCUACAGGAAAUUCAGCCGCUUCCAAUGAUUCCAGUAGACUGCCUACGCACGAUGACACAGACGGAACUAAGGGUGUAUCGAGAUUACGACGUGAUACAGUCGAUGGCAUUUCAUCUGCUGGUAUACCGAGUGCCCCUGGAUCUAGUAUUGGUGAUCAUGGUACAGAUUCAGCAUCUACAAAACAAGCAGAAGAAGUUCCAUGGUUCUUGCAGCCUGAUUCACCGCCUGAAGAUAUCAUGUUGAACCCGAAUGGACAGGUGAAAGGUGCAACGUUGGCAGCAUUGAUGGAACGUUUGACGAUGCACAAUGCUUUCGAUUCGAGCUUCAACAGUACAUUCUUGAUGACGUAUAGAUCCUUCACGACCACAGAAAUCUUGCUAGACCUUCUCUUUGCUCGUUUCCGUAUUCAAGAACCUGAUGGAUUAACAUUGGAUGAACAUGAGAUGUGGAUCGAGAAGAAACAAAGACCGAUUCGUUUCCGUGUCUUUAACGUGCUCAAAUCUUGGCUUGAAUCCCAUUUCCAGGAAGAUGAGGAUGAAGAGCAUAUGAAACGUAUCCGUGCUUUUGCAUUGGAUGAAAUGGCUCAUUCGCCUGCAAUGAAUAUGCCAGCCAAUUUGCUGUUGCGUAUUAUUGAACGUAGAAGUGGAACUGGUGAACAGAUGAAGAUUACAAUGGUCAUGCCUGCUUCUGCUCCACCACCAAUUUUACCCAAGAAUUUCCGAAAGAUUAAAUUCUUGGACAUCGAUCCACUUGAAAUGGCACGUCAAUUGACAUUGAUGGACAGUAGACUGUACAAUCGCAUCCGACCUUCGGAAUGUUUGGGCAAGGCUUGGAGUCGUGACUCUGGAGCAUGGAAGGCAAAAGGUGUUCGUGAUGUGAUUGGAGCGAACAAUCGUGUCAGUGGUUGGGUGAGUGAAGCCAUCUUGGUGCAAGAAGACGUUAAGAAGCGUGCUGCAUGGGUGAAACAUUUCGUAGCAAUCGCCGAUCGUUGCUUCUACCUCAACAAUUUUUCAAGUAUGAUGGCGAUUUACUCUGGCUUGAAUAACGCAUCACUCAAUCGUUUACGCAGAACAUGGGAUGCUGUCAAUCAACGUCAUUUGCAGUUGUUCGAGAAUAUGCGUGCCAUCCUUGCACCAACGAGAAAUUUUACAAAAUAUCGUGAAACAUUACGCAAGCUCAAUCCACCUUGUGUGCCUUUCUUGGGUGUUUAUUUGACGGACUUAACGUUUAUUGAAGAUGGUAAUACGGAUCGAUUACGAACGGAUGAUCGAUUGAUCAAUUUUAGUAAACGUCAAAUGACAGCCGAAAAGAUUCAAGAAAUUAUGAUUUAUCAAAGCACACCAUACAACUUAACACCCGUUCCUGGCUUGCAAAAGUUCAUCGAAGAGAAUUUGAUCGAAGCAAGAAGUGAUGAUGAAUUAUUCGAACAAAGUCUUCGAUUGGAACCGCGUGAACGAGAAGAUGAAAAGAUUGCUCGUCUUUUGCAAGAAAGUGGAUUUUUGUGA
Meira miltonrushii is the source of this 1536-nucleotide messenger RNA. RefSeq names its product ras GEF. Lineage: Eukaryota; Fungi; Basidiomycota; Exobasidiomycetes; Exobasidiales; Brachybasidiaceae. Gene Ontology annotation, biological process: Ras protein signal transduction; positive regulation of GTPase activity. The transcript has a single exon. The record is from RefSeq and is a predicted model, not a curated record. Gene Ontology annotation, cellular component: plasma membrane. The coding region runs from base 1 to 1536 and encodes 511 amino acids. Gene Ontology annotation, molecular function: guanyl-nucleotide exchange factor activity.